AUUUCGAAAAAGUUACGAUUUCGUGAAAGGUGCAAACGUCCAUUUGCCGGACUUCAUUCGAGAGCUUCAAUCUUGUCAAACAUCUCAAGCCCUAUUUCUGCCAAGUUCGGUCUCUUGCAACAUACACUGCUGCGAUCCUAGGACGACGUUUGACUUUGAUUUGUGACUUUAGUUGAGUAGUCGAGGUGAUAAGGAUCUGUGCAAGCGCUUGACUUCACCUACACCUCGGCUCUGAGUUGAACUGACAGCCAGGGAGACUGGCUCCAGGUCACCGUCAUGUCGCAGAACAGAUAUGUGGUGGUUCCGACCGUCACUGUACUGGCAGUCAUGAAAGCCCGUCUAGUGGGGGCUGUGAAGGGGCACGCUUUACUGAAAAAGAAAGCUGAUGCUUUGACGGUCAGGUUCCGCCAGAUCCUGAAGAAAAUCGUGGACACAAAGCAGAGCAUGGGAAAGACCAUGCGUGAGAGUGCCUUUGCACUGACAGAGGCAAAGUAUGCUGCGGGGGAGUUCAGGCACACGGUCUUUGACAGUGUUGAGACGGCACAAGUGCGCGUGGUUGCUCAGACAGACAAUGUGGCGGGAGUCAAGAUCCCCAAGUUUGAGCAGACCUUGACAGGUGGCGAGGGGAAGAUGGGCCUCACAGGUUUGGGCAAGGGAGGACAGCAAGUGCAGCAGUGCCGAAAGGCGUUCCUGAAGAGUGUGGAGCUGCUGGUGAACCUGGCGUCGCUGCAGACGGCGUUCCUGACGCUGGACGAGGCCAUCAAGACGACUAAUCGCCGAGUCAACGCCCUUGACAACGUCGUGCGGCCCAGGCUCGAAAACACCAUCUCCUACAUCAAGGGAGAGUUGGAUGAGUUGGAGCGCGAGGAGUUCUUCCGGCUGAAGAAGGUGCAGGCCAAGAAGAAGAGGGACGGAGCCAUACAGGAUGCCGAGCGGCGUGCCAGGGGAACAACAACCACAGAAAACGGGGCACCUGCAGCGGACAUGAGCGGGACACCAGAAGACAGUGACAUUGUGUUCUGAGGCAGCGGCCCCAUAACAGCGGAACUGCACCCUCAUGCAGCCUUGACAGGUGGCACAUGGUGGCACAAUCUCAGAUUUUGCGCUGAUUGGCAGAGGCAGUAGCACAUUGGCACAUGUGUAUGCCAGUGGGAGACUCACCGUCUGUCGGACAUCGCAACAAUACUGUGAUUGUAAUGGUUACUGAGCCUUCAUUCUUGGCAUGCAUGAUCUCUACAUGUAGUGGAAGGGUGAUGACAAUGCCUGGGAAUCCCCCGCCACGGCUACGCGUAGUGAAUUUGUGGCGCCAGUGCUACUUCUAGUGAAUCAGUCCAAAUAUUCUGAGUCAGAUCAAUAUAAAGUUUAAACUUAAAUACGAAUAUUCAACCCGAUUGGUUCAUAGCACGGUGCGCCUGAUGUAUAUGUAAGCAUGUAAGCAGUCAAUAUAUUUGC
Molecule: messenger RNA, 1452 nt
Organism: Coccomyxa subellipsoidea C-169
Lineage: Eukaryota; Viridiplantae; Chlorophyta; Trebouxiophyceae; Coccomyxaceae
Exons: 7
Coding region: 277-1023 (248 amino acids)
Cellular component (GO): proton-transporting V-type ATPase complex; vacuolar membrane
Molecular function (GO): proton-transporting ATPase activity, rotational mechanism
Source: RefSeq, a predicted model, not a curated record